Molecule: messenger RNA, 904 nt
Organism: Dinoponera quadriceps
Lineage: Eukaryota; Metazoa; Arthropoda; Insecta; Hymenoptera; Formicidae
Product: venom allergen 3-like
Exons: 5
Coding region: 60-755 (231 amino acids)
Cellular component (GO): extracellular region
Source: RefSeq, a predicted model, not a curated record
AGUUACUGACAACAGUUUAGAAAACGGAAAAAAUCCAUGAAAUAUAUAUCACGACGAAAAUGUCGAGUUGUAUGUUGUUCUUUACUGUAAUCAUAGCGGGGGUGUUUAUGGGCACAAUCGCGACAAAUUAUUGCAAUUUGAAGUCAUGCGUAAACUAUGGAAAUAUUCAUACGAUGUGCAAGUAUACUUCAUCUACACCGGCGUCAACAUGUAGCAAAUGGGAAAAAGCAGGUUUAACCGAUGCAGAAAAGAAGACAAUAGUGACUCUACACAACCAGCUGAGGCGAAAAGUUGCAGCGGGUAAAGAAACGAGAGGAAAUCCGGGCCCGCAACCAGCGGCAGCUACAAUGCCAGACUUGACUUGGGAUAAUGAAUUAGCAAUGGUUGCACAGAGAUGGGCUAAUCAAUGCAAAUACGGCCAUGAUGCUUGUAGAAAUAUAGAAAGAUUCCAAGUUGGCCAGAACGUAGCCAUAAGAGGCAGCACUGGUGAAAACCUUUCGACUGUGGAUCAAAUGAUUCUUUCGUGGUACAGUGAAGUGGAUUUGAUGAACAAAAAAUAUGUUUCCUCAUUUCCGAAAGAUGACACGUAUAAGAAAAUAGGUCAUUAUACUCAAAUAGUUUAUGGUAAUACGAAGACUAUUGGUUGUGGACGAAUAUUUUACAAGGAUGGCAAAUGGAACCAACAAUAUUUGGUUUGUAACUACGGUCCAGCUGGAAAUUAUCCAAACGCACCAGUAUACCAAAUUAAGCAAUAAAUUUAACCAUUAAAUGUAUAAAUGAUCCAUAAGCAAUGUGAAAACUAUAACGAGAUACAAUAAGAGGGAAAACAUAUUUCUAUAUCUCUCUUCUUUAUAAAAUAAUUCGAAACAUUCUGCGAUAAAAUAAAAGCAAUAGCAAUCAUAAA